UCAUCGCACAUACCAGUAUCCUCAACUCUUGCUGUGGCUGCAUGGCCACACAUGGAACCGAGCAUGCUUGAUUCAUCUUACAGUCCUGGACCCGCAUAUCUGACCGGGGCUACAAGGUCACAAACAGACCCACAAGUGCUCGCUUUCAUGGAAAGGAUACAACAUGUGUUAAAUAGCAUGAAGCACACCCAGCAAGCCCAUUUGCAAUAUUUCAGCGAGCUGCUAAGUAAUGCCGACAGUGCAGCUCCGCACCCUCAUGGCCUCCCAGACCUGCCUUUCUCGAAUGUGGCGGAUGUUCUUGCGUAUGAAGAGAAGCUCGAGACAGACAGCAAAGCUCAUGAUCAAAUGAAAAAGCACAUGGCUGUACAAGGGGGAGAUUCGACGAAACAGAAAAGAACAUGUGUACUGCAGUCCCUCCUCAGCUGGAAUGCUGCAGUGGGCUUCAGUUGGUUUGGCACAAAGUGAAAGAAAAUUCUGUGAACUGCACCUCUGCAAGCUGAUGUGCGGCGUGUUGACUAAUGACAUCCGAAACCCGAAUGCGACCCUGAAGGAUGCGGAG
Molecule: messenger RNA, 559 nt
Organism: Rhipicephalus sanguineus (brown dog tick)
Lineage: Eukaryota; Metazoa; Arthropoda; Arachnida; Ixodida; Ixodidae
Exons: 5
Coding region: 52-465 (137 amino acids)
Source: RefSeq, a predicted model, not a curated record